Bactrocera tryoni is the source of this 2175-nucleotide messenger RNA. RefSeq names its product probable splicing factor, arginine/serine-rich 3. Bases 127 to 837 code for a protein of 236 amino acids. Gene Ontology annotation, molecular function: mRNA binding. The record is from RefSeq and is a predicted model, not a curated record. The transcript has 3 exons. Gene Ontology annotation, cellular component: cytoplasm; ribonucleoprotein complex; nucleus. Lineage: Eukaryota; Metazoa; Arthropoda; Insecta; Diptera; Tephritidae.
GCAUUGAUUGUGGCAUUUGUGUGAUUGAGUACUACGUGCUGUUUUGUUCAUGACAAAAAAUUUUGUAUAUAGUGCUUCAUAUAAAUAUUAAUAUUUUACUGGUGUAAAUAAAAAUCUAUAAAAAACAUGUCUCGCAGUGAAAGUCGCAUAUAUGUUGGAAACUUACCUCCAGAUAUCCGAACAAAGGAUAUUCAAGAUCUAUUUCACAAAUUCGGUAAAGUAUCAUUCGUAGAUUUGAAAAAUAGGCGUGGUCCGCCAUUUGCAUUUGUUGAAUUCGAUGAUGCACGCGAUGCUGAAGACGCAGUAAAAGCCCGCGAUGGUUACGACUAUGAUGGAUACAGAUUACGUGUGGAAUUUCCCCGUGGUGGAGGACCAGGUAGUUUUCGAGGAAAUCGAAAUGACCGAAACCGAAAUGAUGGCGGCCGUGGUGGAGGUGGUGGCGGUCGUGGACCACCUACUAAACGUUCACAAUAUCGAGUCAUGGUUACAGGUUUGCCAUCAUCUGGCUCAUGGCAAGAUUUAAAAGAUCAUAUGAGAGAAGCGGGUGAUGUGUGCUUUGCUGAUGCGUAUAAGGAUGGAACAGGUGUUGUAGAAUUUUUGCGCCAUGAAGACAUGAGAUAUGCAAUAAAAAAAUUAGAUGAUUCACGCUUUAGGUCGCAUGAGGGUGAGGUUUCAUAUAUACGUGUUCGAGAGGAUAAUGUUGAGGGCGGUGGACGUGAUAAUCGCGACAGGUCCCGGUCAUUUUCUCCGCGCGCACGCCGCCGAGGUACUCCUACUUAUUCUCCUCUACGCCGAUCAUAUUCCAGGUCAAGGUCUCGUUCACGCUCAAAUUUUUAAUUUAAUAUUAUUACAAAUUUUUAAAUAUUCACUCAAACUCAACCAAAUAACUAUAAUAAUUUGAAGAGUAACAGAGAAUAACAGCCGAAAAUUUAUGAUUUAUGUACCGAUGAUUUUAUACAAUUAUUCUUUAAAUCUCGCAAGUAUAUUUUGCGGUUUUGUUGAAAUUUAUCUCUAAAGUACUCAAUACAAGGUGAAAUAUGUUUUAUUUUUUCACAAUUAGGUACCCAGAACCUUACAUUCGAACUUAACAUAGUUACACUCAGUACAUUUUUGCGAAGAAAUUUAAAUAUUUAAUAUGAAUUAUUUUCCUAUAAAACUAAACAAAAAGUUCUAAUAACCAUACCUUUAUGAUUUUGUUGGAAUUUCUUUAACUAAUAAAAAACAAAAUUUGAAUUAUGUUAUAAUAUUAAUAUAUUUUUCUUCUUUCCGCUCUAUUCACGUAAAAUGUUAUGGAUGGAAUGGAAAUAUGGAUUAUUGGGAGUAACUAUAAUGAAAAUAUGGAUAACAGGAUUGUGAGGAUUUGGAUGUUUAUAUAAGGAUGAAAAUAUAUUUACUGCUGAACAUCUACCUUAAGUGAUAUUUUCGCGCGGGAUUUCAUUCUUUCUAUUCAACGUACCGGAUUGCUGCUACUACAUUUAAUUCAUUUCUUCUGUAAUAUGCCGUAAGAGAAUACCCUCCUGAAUGUAGCAGCUUCCUGCGUUACACUUCUUAUCUAUCCCACUGUUUUCGCUUCGCUUAUAUUUCAAAUAUAAUUCAAUGGAGAAGGAACAUAAAAUUGAUACCACAUAUUGUUUAGGACAAUUUAUAGGACUGCGAGGGAGGAUUAUUAAUUCAACCUUAAAAAUUAAACUUAGCUUUCAACUCAACCAUGUAAAGUCUGCCAUAGCGCCUUUAAACCUUUGAGUGAAAAUUCGGAUUAAACUCAAAGAAAUUAUACGCUUAUAGAUAUUGCGAUUGGAAUUCAUUAGUACUAUCUUCCGUAUUACUAGAAAGGAGUAAAUUCGAAGUUGAAAUGCGCUAGUGUUGAAUUAAAAAUGCCUUGGAAUUGGUAUGGACUUUUUUGUUUCAACAGUUCAGUACAUUGGACGUCCUUAGCAAACUGAUCUUGCUAUAAAGGAUUCAAAACAUAAUUUGAAAGGUCCCUAUUUAGCCUAACACUUAUCCACCACAUCAUUUGGAUUUCGCCAUAGUCUACGAGGUUAAAUGGAUUUUAGAAGAAAAGGAAAGGUCGAGGUAUUUUUUUUUGUGUCAUACACACACUAGGCUUAAAAGCCUUCAAACAUAAAGUUUCUUAGGACUUUUGGAUUUGUCUGACCGGUAAAUAUAUUGCCCAAU